Messenger RNA from Trematosphaeria pertusa, 1332 nucleotides. Its product is annotated as Metallo-hydrolase/oxidoreductase. NCBI's taxonomy places the organism in Eukaryota, Fungi, Ascomycota, Dothideomycetes, Pleosporales, Trematosphaeriaceae. Gene Ontology annotation, molecular function: N-acylphosphatidylethanolamine-specific phospholipase D activity; zinc ion binding. Gene Ontology annotation, biological process: N-acylethanolamine metabolic process; N-acylphosphatidylethanolamine metabolic process. The record is from RefSeq and is a predicted model, not a curated record. Gene Ontology annotation, cellular component: membrane-bounded organelle; cytoplasm. Bases 1 to 1092 code for a protein of 363 amino acids. The transcript has 2 exons.
AUGUCCCCGUCAUCCACCGUAACCCCUCUGGCGCCGCGACGCCCCGAAUCCUAUACCAGCCCUCCAUCCCACCAUGUCGGCAACCCGCCAACGGCAUUCACAAACCCGUGGUCUUCGUACACUCAUACCGGCUUCGCCAAUGCGUUCAGAACGCGCUGGAAUACGCCGAAGAACUUCGUCCCUGUUCCGGCGGAUCGCGCCGGGCUGGUCGAAGUCCGUACACCAGAUUUCGGGGCGGGGAAGAAUGGAUUGAGGGCAACAUGGAUUGGCCAUGCGAGCUUUUUGAUCGAGACACCGACGGCUGAAGGCGCAGAGAGAGGGAUGCGGAUACUACUUGAUCCGGUCUGGAGCGAGCGUCUUCCGGACGUCGAUGCCGUCUGUAUCAGCCAUGAUCACUACGAUCAUUUGGACUACGAUACGCUAAGGAAGGUCAAUGCGAAACAGAAUGGGAAUCUGAGGUUCUUCUGUGCGCUUGGAGUUAAGGCAGUCUUGACAGGACUGGGCGCCGGAAUAAAGGCUGAGCAGGUCACAGAGCUGGAUUGGUGGGAUACUUUACGACUAGAAAAGGACGAUGCCGGAAGGGUAGACCUGGUCUGCACUCCUGCACAGCAUCGAAGCGGGAGAGUGCCGUGGAACUUCCAGGGCACGCUUUGGUGUAGUUGGGUCCUCCAAGAGGCAUCCGAAGGUGGGAAGAAGCUAUUCUUCGCAGGAGACACGGGAUACUGCCACGUUCCCUCGGACGACCAACCUUCCCACUACAAUGCGCCCAAUCCACCAUGCCCAGCUUUCAAGCAGAUCGGAGACACGCACGGGCCGUUUGACCUUGCUCUGCUGCCCAUUGGCUGCUUUCGGCCUCGCUCUAUCCUUUCGGCACAGCACGCUUCGCCGGAUGAUUCCGUCGCCAUCCACAAAGAUGUGAAGAGCAAAAAGAGCAUUGGGAUGCACUACGGGACGAUUAGAGGGGGCUUUAGUGCAAGCUUCGAACCUGUUACUGAGCCUCCAGAGCGAUGGAAGAAGGUUGCUGAAGCUGAAGGGUUGCGCUGGGGUGAAGAGGUUGGAUUAUGCGAUAUUGGAGAGACGAUAGUGGUUUGAACGAAGGAAGGUCUCCAACUGAAUACCAAUACCCCCUCACUUCCGUCACCCCACCUUCAUGUCCUGCGCGAAGAGAGCGAUCUGUAAUGACUGUCUUAGCAGCAGAACCUAGCCCCAGAACCAGCGCAAUUCCUUCCAGUCAAUUUCCCAGACCCCCAUGCCCAUUGGCAUCACAACCGAAUCCGUAAAGCACCAAGAGAAAACGAACUCCAAAACCGUUAGAAAGCACAACCACUCUCG